CGGCCCAGCCCAGUACCCCUCCCUGAAUAACCCUACGUGCCCCGGCGAUAUUUCCUCCCAGAACGGGCACUCGAGCCGCCGCCGCCUCUCCUUUCCACGCGCCGCCGUCGCUUCUGCCCAGAUCGACGCAGCGCCGCCGGGAGCCGGCUCGCCGCUCCUCGUUGGAUCGCCGCCGGAAGCCCCGCCGCCCCGGGGCGCCGUCCGCCUUCAACGGUGGCUCAGCUUCAUGAGGCGGAGGGAGGAGCACUCCCAGAGAUCGCGCUCCCCGGCCAGCGGCAGGGAGCCGAGGGGCACGCCGCCACGCAAGCGGAGCCCCCCUGAGCGGAGGAAGAGUUCGCCUGCUAGGGCACGGUCCCCACCUGCUAAGCCCAGCGCGUCGCACAGGGACAGGGAGAGGUCACCUCCGAGGGAGAAGGCGAAGGAGCGUGCCAGGUCGCCGCGGUCUCCUGCUAAGGGCAGCCUCUCGCAGAGGGAGAGGUCGCCUCCGAGGGAGAAGGUGAAGGACCAGCGGGUCAGGUCACCAAAACACGCGAGGGAGCAGUCACGAUCACCGUCGCCUGCCGGGCGGCGCGGCUCUAUGUCGCCAUCACCGCGCACCAAGAGGCUGAGGAGAGCCCAGGGCGAGCGGGAGGCUGCGCAGGUGACUGACAGUGAUCGCCGCAAGUCCAGCCACAGGGAGGAGCGGGACACUGGGAGACACAGGGAGCCUGAUGAUGGGAGGGAUGCUUCGAGGGACAGGAAGGUGGAGCGGGAGACAGCGCAGGUAACCAAUGGUGACCGCCACAAGUCCUCUCACAGGGAAGACAGGGACUCAGGAGGCAAGCACCGUGAGCAUGAUGAAGGGAGGGAUGCAUCUAGAGAUAGAAAGGCAGAGCGGGAGGAUGCCAGAGAUAAGAAAUCUGAUCGAGAUGAUGGAAAGGAUCGUUCAAGGGAUAGAAGGGCUGGAAGGGACGAUAGGUCUGGUGCUUCAAAGGAGUCAUUGUCGAGCCGGGAUGAUGAUAGGCAUGAUUCAAGAGGUGGAAGACCUGAUCGCGAUGACUGGAAAGCUGCUUCUUCAAGGGAGCAAUGGGUGGACCGUACUGAUAAAAGGGAUUCAAUAAGGGAGAAACUGACGGAUCGGGAGGAGAGCAAUGGAGGAUCAGGAAGGUCAUCUAUGCGUGGUCGAUCAGUGUCUCCAGAUGAGCACAGGCAUCGGGGCAGGCAUGAGUCUCAUCCAUCACCGAGGGUCUCCAGAAGUGCAGCGCGGACUGAGGAUAUCAACUCUAGAGGAGGUGAAGCAUCCAGCAGCGGAGAUCCUGAUGCUUUGGCAAGAAUGAACGCUGCCACAAAAGCUCUUGAAGCAAAAGAAAAGCAAAAGCCAUCCUUUGAGUUGUCUGGAAAGCUUGCUGAGGAGACCAACAGAGUUGCAGGUGUAAAUCUAUUAUAUUCAGAACCCCCAGAGGCUCGCAAGUCAGAGAAUAGAUGGAGGCUCUAUGUAUUUAAGGGUGGACAACCGCUGAAUGAGCCACUGUAUGUUCAUCGGAUGACCUGCUACCUUUUUGGAAGAGAAAGGAAAGUUGCAGACAUCCCCACAGAUCAUCCCUCCUGCAGCAAGCAGCAUGCAGUUCUUCAAUAUAGACUUGUAGAGAAGGAGCAACCAGAUGGCAUGAUGGCAAAGAAAGUGAGGCCUUAUCUGAUGGAUCUUGAUAGUACAAAUGGGACUUUCAUUAAUGAAAAUCGCAUUGAACCUCGUCGCUAUUAUGAACUAUUUGAAAAAGAUACAAUCAAGUUUGGCAAUAGUAGCCGGGAGUACGUUUUACUCCAUGAAAAUUCAACAGGAUGAGGAUCAAAAUGCCCGAAUACAUUUAUUGUAGGAGAAACUUCAGCAGAAGCAUGUGCUGAUACUUGUUUUUUGUUUAAACAAAAAGAUGGACCGGGGGCUGGUCAGCUGGUAUUGCUUUUGGCCUGUGAUUUCUUCACAGGUGUGUAGGGCUAUCAUCAUGAAGAGAGCAACCUGUAGCAGAUAGCCUUGAUCAUCUUGUAUUCAAGCAUGUUUUGUUGUACUGAUGGCAUUCAUAUCACUUGGCAUCGGAGACAGCUGUUUAUGGAGCUGUACUAUAGUGAUGUUGAUCAUGGAUUCAGUAAUUUUAAUUGUGCGUGUCUCAGAUCUGCUUGCCUUUCCC
Messenger RNA from Panicum hallii, 2162 nucleotides. Its product is annotated as FHA domain-containing protein DDL. Bases 227 to 1822 code for a protein of 531 amino acids. Gene Ontology annotation, molecular function: protein binding; mRNA binding. The transcript is spliced from 11 exons. Lineage: Eukaryota; Viridiplantae; Streptophyta; Magnoliopsida; Poales; Poaceae. The record is from RefSeq and is a predicted model, not a curated record. Gene Ontology annotation, cellular component: nucleus.